CAAGCUGGUUGUAGAAGAUUCUCCUUCCAACAACGUUCAGCUGAGACGCACAUUUUAGUUUGUUGGACAAGGUGGCAGAUGUCAGGAAGAAUUUGAAGAAAACACAUUUAUAAAAUAUUGAUUUGGAAAGUCAAGCUCGUAGGUGUGGUGCUCGUUGCGACCGCCUUCGUGCCGUGCUCCACCCGUGUUGGGCUACGAGAGGCGGUUCCUGCGUCGGGAUGUCGCUCUUGCGUGCUACGCGCGGCAAGGACUCAGCAGUCAGAGCUUGGCUCUCUGUGCGUUGGCAGCGAGUGCGGUGGAGUAGCGCGAUUUUUAAGGGAUUGUUAUAAUUCUGAUCACGAAGGUGUUUAGGAAAGGACUAGUGGUGAUCGAAUAUAAAAUUGUGAUAAUUUUUGAUUUAGUUUAAUUAUUGACUGUUGUUUAUAAGUUAUGUGGUAUGUGGUGAUUAAAUGACUUUAGGAUUUGUGUGAACAUAAAGAGGAAUUUUAACAGUGGGUCAAAAUAAAAUGGACAAUUCGGCUUAUGUGCCGUCGCAUAUGCCAUCGCCCGCUCUUGUGGUGUUUUCUCAGGCUGCUGGAGGUCUCACUGAAGCAUUGCGUAUACAACGACCAUUUCAUUCACAGAUGGGCGACGGUAAAGAAAUGCACUUACCCUUAGGUCUCGGUCUUCGUCACAUGGAGGCCGCUUAUGGCACCCAUCUUCUGCACCAACUGCCUCCACAUUUCUUGCACCCAUCUCCUUUUGGUACAGGAGCAUUUCGACCUCUCGCUGGUUCGGCGGCCGCUGGUCCGUCUCUCAUUGACCCGAAGCAUUUUCCGUCGGCGUUUGCGCCACCUGCUCCGUCGGUGAAAUGUUCUUCACCGAUGAUGAUUGACCAUCAUCAUCACCAGCAGCAACAACAGAGAUCUUCGUUGUUGUUCACAACACCAGAAGAGAGAUUAAUGGGAGCACUCGGCAGGCGAACCGAUUCGUGUUCACCGGCAAGUGCCUCAUUGUCACCGCCAGCUGCGGUCAAAGAGGAGAGCUUAGAAGGGGGCUUGUCCGAGGAAGGUGACUGCAGGACGCCUGGCCCACAAGAACAGACUGAACAUCACCAGGACAGACCUACGGAUUUUAGACUGGGUACUUUAUUGGGAACUCAUGGAGCGUUGGCACUAGCUAGCUACAAUUUUGGUGAUCAUGCUGCUGCAUUGUCUGCCAAAACCAGGAUGUUAUUCGAACAAGUAAAGAACUACUCUACUUGUCCCGGAUUCGCAAAAACUAUCGAAGCUUCCUGCAAGAAGCCAGUACUGGGUCCAAACGGGGUGAGCGGUUCCAUCAACGGAGCAUGUUGUCCCGUCUGCGGAGUAACUCUUCAGGCAGGAGAACUAGAAAGUCACUUUGUUCAGGAAUUGGAACGUUUGUACAAGUUGACUGCCACGCCGAACAGGAAUCGUCGUCAUGAGGCUAUGAUGAGGCCAACGGGCACAGGAGUGCCUGGAGACCCCGGCCCGGAUGGCCGAUGGGAGACUUUUCAGCGCAUCAAGACUAAUCGACAGAGUCGUCUACGCAUCAAAGCGCGAAAACGUAAAGUUGAAGAAACUGCAUGUCCAGUUUGUCACAGCCGAAUGCCUCGCUCGCCUGAUGAACUCACCGCGCAUGUUGAAAUGUGCAUUAGGAAGCAUAAUACUGCCAAUAGUAUGAACGUUGCAAUGGGCACAGCUACUGAUGAAGAUGAGCCAGUUGACGUUGAAGGCGAUUCUGAGUCAUUCGAAGACGUCGCUUCCUGGUGCGAUGGUCAACGAAGACCACGAGCGUCGGCCGUUUUGGCUGGGCUAACCAGUUCGACUGCCACGCCAAGUAGCAGCGACCAGGCCGUAGAAGGCAGCGAACCCAGCGAGUCUGCAGAUCUAGUUGUGGAUGGUGAUGAAGCUGAUGAAGUCGACGAGCAAAAUAUGCAGACCAUCCCAUAUCGCGCUGAAGAUUCUGAUGGACAACGAGAAAAGAAAGAACGACGCAAGGACAACAAUAGCACGGAUCGUGUACAAUCUCAAGAACCAACAGUAAAUUCAAGUAUGGAUGUCCAACCCGCUGCUACGGCCACUGAAACCACGCCCUGUGACCCUUUAGUUUCUACUUCUGAUGCCGAACCCAGUUCUAGAGCACAGGUUCUAGAAGAAUUAAGAGCACGUAUCAGAGAGUUGGAAGGCGAUUCUACUACGAUCACCGAAAUUGAAGAUCAAAAAUGCCUAAUGUGCUCUGAUUCGAACAAGAGGUGCCCUAAAUGCAGUUCCCCAAAUGUCGUUACCGAUCUCCGAACGACGUUACCAAUUUUUAAUAAUUGAGAAUCGCAGAUACAAUUUUAAAUGUUCAUAUACAUAUAUUUGGGACAACCAUAUCAUAAAUAGUUAUAUUUAGAGGCGUUUAUCUCAUGGCCAAAAUACUCUGUUCUUAAAUAUUACUAAAAAGGUACGUGUUUUAAUCCUGAU
Messenger RNA from Ctenocephalides felis (cat flea), 2468 nucleotides. Its product is annotated as protein Teyrha-meyrha-like. The transcript has 13 exons. Gene Ontology annotation, biological process: protein ubiquitination. The record is from RefSeq and is a predicted model, not a curated record. Bases 507 to 2324 code for a protein of 605 amino acids. Lineage: Eukaryota; Metazoa; Arthropoda; Insecta; Siphonaptera; Pulicidae. Gene Ontology annotation, molecular function: ubiquitin protein ligase activity.